Molecule: messenger RNA, 3632 nt
Organism: Rhea pennata
Lineage: Eukaryota; Metazoa; Chordata; Aves; Rheiformes; Rheidae
Gene: PRKAA1
Product: protein kinase AMP-activated catalytic subunit alpha 1
Exons: 9
Coding region: 18-1700 (560 amino acids)
Biological process (GO): protein phosphorylation; intracellular signal transduction
Cellular component (GO): cytoplasm
Molecular function (GO): AMP-activated protein kinase activity; ATP binding
Source: RefSeq, a predicted model, not a curated record
CAGCCCAGCCGAGCGCUAUGCGCAAACUCGGCCCCUGGCUCAAGAUGGCGGCGGCGGAUAAACAGAAACAUGAGCACGGGCGGGUGAAGAUCGGGCACUACAUCCUGGGCGACACGCUGGGGGUCGGCACCUUCGGCAAAGUGAAGGUCGGCAAACAUGAGUUAACUGGGCACAAAGUUGCAGUGAAGAUCCUGAAUCGACAGAAGAUUCGCAGCCUUGAUGUUGUAGGAAAAAUCCGCAGGGAGAUUCAGAACCUCAAACUCUUCAGACAUCCUCAUAUAAUUAAACUGUACCAGGUCAUCAGUACGCCAACUGACAUUUUUAUGGUGAUGGAGUAUGUAUCAGGUGGAGAGCUGUUUGAUUAUAUCUGUAAAAAUGGAAGGCUUGAUGAGAAGGAGAGUAGACGUCUGUUCCAGCAAAUCCUUUCUGGUGUGGAUUACUGUCACAGGCAUAUGGUAGUACAUAGAGAUCUAAAACCUGAAAAUGUGCUGCUUGAUGCACACAUGAAUGCCAAGAUAGCUGACUUUGGUCUAUCAAAUAUGAUGUCAGAUGGAGAAUUUUUAAGAACAAGCUGUGGUUCCCCUAACUAUGCUGCACCAGAAGUAAUUUCAGGAAGAUUAUAUGCGGGUCCAGAAGUAGACAUCUGGAGCAGUGGGGUUAUUCUUUAUGCUUUGUUAUGUGGAACACUUCCAUUUGAUGAUGAUCAUGUGCCAACACUAUUUAAGAAGAUAUGCGAUGGUAUCUUUUAUACUCCUCAGUACCUGAAUCCAUCUGUAAUUAGUCUUCUGAAACACAUGCUACAGGUGGAUCCAAUGAAGAGAGCAACAAUCAGAGACAUUAGGGAACAUGAAUGGUUUAAGCAGGACCUUCCCAAAUACCUGUUUCCUGAAGACCCAUCAUAUAGCUCAACCAUGAUUGAUGAUGAAGCCUUAAAAGAAGUGUGUGAAAAGUUUGAAUGCACCGAAGAUGAAGUGUUAAGUUGUCUAUACACACGAAAUCAUCAGGACCCUUUAGCAGUUGCUUAUCACCUAAUUAUAGAUAAUAGAAGAAUAAUGAAUGAGGCCAAAGACUUCUACUUGGCUACAAGCCCACCAGAUUCUUUCCUUGAUGAUCACCAUCUGUCUCGCCCUCAUCCUGAAAGAGUGCCAUUCUUAGUAGCUGAAGCACCACGUCCUCGCCAUACUCUUGAUGAACUGAAUCCACAGAAAUCAAAGCACCAGGGUGUAAGAAGAGCUAAGUGGCAUUUAGGAAUAAGGAGCCAGAGUCGACCAAAUGAUAUCAUGGCUGAAGUUUGUCGAGCAAUUAAACAGCUGGAUUAUGAAUGGAAGGUUGUAAAUCCAUACUAUUUACGUGUUCGAAGGAAGAAUCCAGUGACAAGUGCAUAUUCUAAAAUGAGUCUACAGUUGUAUCAGGUGGACAGUAGGACAUACUUACUGGACUUCCGUAGCAUUGAUGAUGAAAUUACUGAAGCAAAGUCUGGGACUACAACUCCACAGAGAUCAGGUUCUGUGAGCAACUAUAGAUCCUGUCAAAAGGAUUCAGAUGCUGAUGCGCAAGGAAAAUCUGCAGACACAUCCCUUACCUCAUCAGUGACCUCUUCACUUGACUCUUCUACAGCUGACUUAACUCCAAGACCAGGGAGUCAUACAAUAGAAUUUUUUGAGAUGUGUGCAAAUCUUAUUAAAAUUCUUGCACAAUAACUUCGAAGAUGGGCUUAUUUCUUUUACAGCAAUAAGCAUGCCUAAAUCAUAGUCAGAUGCUUCCAGUUAUAAUCAAGUUAAAUUAAGGCGCUGAAAAAAACUAGCCACAAAAUGCGAUUUGCACAGGGAUUGAAAUGAUUAUGGGCAGUUAGGUAUACUAUGUUGAAGCUGGAGUGCAUUCUGAUUGUCUGCUGUCCAGUAGUUUAAUGCAGGUACAGGAAAUCACAUGCCCUCUGGGCCAUGUUCAUAACAUUUCAUAUUGAGUGCACAUUAGGCUUCAUAGAACAUUUAAAUCACAAGGACUUUUUUUUGCUGGUGAUGCAUACAUCUGAUGCACUGUAAGUAAAUGUACACUUACUAUUUCAGUGACUGAAGUGUCGUGUUAGUCACCAUCUUCAAUUGUGCCUCAGUUGAUCAGAACUAUCAACUAUUUCUUAACAGUAAUGUGUUAAAACUACUGUUACUUCCCCCCUUUAUAUUUGACAGUGAGUGAUCAAGAUUAGUGUGCUAUAAUUUAAUAUCUUUAAUAACUGAUAGAUUUGAUCAAAUACAUAUGCUGGCAAAUCCAACCAGUUGAAAUGUCUUAAUGCAUGUACAUGCCCUGGAAAGCCUAAGGGUGAUAUUUCAGUGGGCUGUAAGCAGAACAGGUGAGACAGCAGUGGUUCUGAGAGGCUCAUACAAAGAAGACUUGGCGUUCCGUGAGUUGAAAAGAAAUGUUGCUCUGUGGAGAGCUGUCAGCAAGUUCCUGAUCUGUGUGGACUGACUAGUUCCCAUCUUAUGGUGGUAUCAGCCUAGCAGCUCCCCACUGCUACUGCAGGCUGAGCUGAGAGUCUUGUUCUUCAGAGCUAUGUGCAUGUAGUAAAUAGCACAGCCUAAUAGCUGCCAUGCUAUUCAAGAAUCUAAAAUUGAGUUUCUUAAAUGUAUAUUAAUACUUCCUGACACAGCUGUUGAUAUCAUUAGUUGACAUAGCAUAUACUGUAUAGAGUUCACUUUGCAGUUGAAACUACACAUAUAGAUCAGGUUUUCUGAAACCACCUUUAUAGCAAAUUUUGCUAUUAAUUUAAGAAACUAAUAGCACAGCUGAUCAGUUGAACACUUAAACUGAUUAUGGCAAGAAACUUGAGUGCUAAUAUUCAAAAAGCUUUCAGAAGUAGAUAGCGAUUGUUGAUGACAAAUGUUUCUGCAGUGUUUCAAAAAGAAAAUUGAUCCUUAAAAUCAUAGCUAGUACUUGCACAAAAGCAUUUAGAAUUUCUUCUAAAAUGGGAUGUACUUAUCCACAGUUCCUUUGUCAUCUAGCACUAAUGGAUGUAAACAUUAAAGUGUAUGCCAGAAAACAUCCUUAGUCUUGCAUUCAAGAACUAGUGUUCUCUUCAGAAUAAACUUGAUGACCUGUUCAGUUUCAGAGACUGCUCUCACGUUUACAAACUAGAAAUGAAGGCAUUAAAAUACAGAGUGAAUUCUAGACUCUUAAGGUAGAUGGGGAUUUUUGCCAAUGAGUUUGAGUUGGAGACUUCAUCCAUGACUGAGUGCUACCUACAGACUGUAAGAACAGUUUAACCUGGGACAGCUGGUUUCAGUCCAGAAGGUCAUCUGUUAAGAUAAUUCACAGAAUCUGAAGAAACUGUUUAAGCGCCAGGGAAUGCUAUAACUGCAUUCUGAACUGGACAAUUGGGUGGUCUGUCUAGUACCUAGGUAAAAGUUUAACACUUCAGCCCCUUGUGCUCAAGUAGGGUUGCAUAUGGUCCGUGUAAUGCAAGGUUAUACUGCUGUAUCUCAAGGUGGAAAGAUUUCUUUUAAUAAAGUUUUGAUUUUAUACUGCUGUGACUGAGAUGUUAGCAUAAGGGACCAACUGCAAAUUCUACUUUUAGCUCAUUUUUUCUUUAGUCUUGUAAGAAUUGGUUCUGAUGUGCUGAAUAAAUCAUUUUGAUCCUU